Leptosia nina is the source of this 405-nucleotide messenger RNA. The record is from the annotation of a GenBank genome assembly. Lineage: Eukaryota; Metazoa; Arthropoda; Insecta; Lepidoptera; Pieridae.
AUGACGUCGCUCAAGCAUGGCGUCAAUUUGAGCAGACGGGCGUGCAGGCACACGCUUAGCCUAUUCACUGCCGCUGCUCUCUUGUCUGUCGUCAGCUCCAAUCCUGUCGAAAGCACCACAAAAACGAGUCCGUCCAUUGCAGUCGAUGGGAUCUCUACGUAUCCAGGGCUUGGUUUUGGCCCAAUGGGACCCGUGGCUCCGCUUCCAGGGGAACCCCCGGGGACGCAGCUACGUCAGAAGCAGGAAAUCACAACAGAUUCUCCAGCCACUGAAGAACCGAAAGAGGAAAGAAAGAUAGUUAUAGCAGCAUUUGAAUUCCAUCGUGUGGAGACACCGUUUUUAAUUGGAGUUUGGAUAUUCUUCGCUAGCAUUGCAAAAAUAGGUGAGCUUGUUCCAAUAAAAUAA